Durusdinium trenchii is the source of this 447-nucleotide messenger RNA. Lineage: Eukaryota; Dinophyceae; Suessiales; Symbiodiniaceae. The record is from the annotation of a GenBank genome assembly.
AUGGUCGUUUAUUCCCUCGAUGCAAAGUUUGUGUUCAUCAUGGGGGGUGCAGGCACAUUCAACUCCUCUGCCAGGUCAGGCACGCCAACGGUCAUUACGCCCAUCAUCGUGGAUCAGUAUGAUCAUUCAGACUUGCUGAAUCAGAUGGGCUUCGGUGUUGGUCUGAAGAUGAUGUCCAAGCUCAAGCCCGACGACUUGGCAGGGGCCAUCCAACAGUGCAUCCACUCAGAGUCCAUCAAAGAAAAAGCUAAAGCAGUGGCUCAAGGAAUGGAAAAGGAAGAUGGCCAGAGCCGCCUGGUUGAAGUCGUCAAUGAUUACUUUGAGAGCCACAUCAAAACGGGGCGGCAUGCAGCGAUCAAAGCCAAGCUUGAUCAGCAGCGAAGUGGCUGUUGUGCAUGCAUGGGAUCAUUAUGCUGCAAGAAACCACAACAGACUGAGACCUACUAG